AUGAGUGAAAGCCAAUCCACAGCCAAAACAUCAUCAUCUACAAGUCUUCUCAACCACCGUCCAGUUCUAUUCAGAUGGACCACCACUCACGACAACAAAACUCACAACGAAAAAAUACCUAUUUUACUUUCAGAUACAGUAUUAAUAGUAAAGGAAAAAUUAAAAAGACAAGGAAUCAUUGAUGAUGUUUCCCAAUCGAAAUUGAUCUUCUCGGGAAAGAUUUUGGAAAAUAAUCAGAAAUUUUCUCAAGUGUUGGACUUUCAUUGUGAUCAAUCUGUGGAUGUACCGACUGUACACCUCUUUGGAGGACUUGCCAAAAAUCCCAAGACAUCAUCCGACAAGAAGAAUGAAGAAACCAUUGAAGUGGUUGAGCCAAAAACUCCAACAACGCCUUUCACUCCUGGUACACCAAAUUCAGCUACAGCUAUUCUUUUACAAAAACAACUAUUAUUACAACAGCAAAUGUUAAUGACACAAAUGAUGAUGAAUCAAUUAAUUUUAGCAAAUUCUCCCACUAUGCACUCAGCACCUGCCAUUUUUCAACAAAAUAUGUUUCCAAGCAACCCAACUGUGCAACAACAAACAUCAGCAUCUCGGGUUGCAGAAGCAGUCACAACGCCACAGCCUCAAGAAAAUAUUCAACGACAACCAGAAAAUAUUCAACAGCCAGCGGAAAAUGUUCAACAACCACAAGAAGAUCAGCACCAACAACCUGCUGCAGCUGCUCAAGAACAACCUCAAAGACUCGUCGAUGACAAUGCACCUCCAGCAGGAGCUCAAGAUGAAGGAUAUAAUUUAUUUUAUACAUUUUUAAAAGUACUUUUAAUUUCUACUGUAAUUUUUUCAAAAGAGGGAUGGGUGACAUGGUUAUCUUGCACAAUUGGAUUUUAUCUUGGAAUAAUUCUUUUAAAGUAUAUAAAUAAUGUAAUCAAUAGACGUGUCGCGAGAGAUCAAGAAAGAAGGGAGAGAGAAGAACAGGCUAGAAGAGAGCAAGAAAGGCUCGAAAAUGAAGGUUCUGAGAUGCCACAAAAUAUUGAGCUCAACCAAGCAGCUAUGCCUCCAAAUAGGGGAGUGUUUGGAACUCUGUUCCACAUAGUUUAUCUAUUUUUCAUCUCAUUAGCUCCUUCUUAUCAGCCUAGAAGACCUCUUGUAGUACAUGACGAUGAGAGACAUGAAGAUUAA
Molecule: messenger RNA, 1182 nt
Organism: Naegleria lovaniensis
Lineage: Eukaryota; Heterolobosea; Eutetramitea; Acrasida; Naegleriidae
Exons: 2
Coding region: 1-1182 (393 amino acids)
Biological process (GO): endoplasmic reticulum unfolded protein response
Molecular function (GO): protein binding
Source: RefSeq, a predicted model, not a curated record